UGUGUUUUAUUAAUUUAUUGUACUAAAGUUGAAUAUAAAGAUAUAUCUGUAAAAAGGCAGAAACCACAGAACACCAAAAGGCUGUCUUCAUACUAUAUAUCUUAUAGUUUUGUGUUUAACCAAUUACGCUCAGGCUAGAGAAGUAUAAAUAUCAAAUUUGUUUGUAUAGGUGCUUGAGGAUGACCCUAGAUAUUGGGAAGUGAUGUCAUCUGCACUCUCAGUUGGUUGGCUUGAUAUUGUGUUAGAGAAUGGGCUUGUGGAGGCAGUUGCUGUUCUUAUUUCCAAAAUGCCCCGCCUAUGUCAUGAAUCUACUAAUGGAAAAUUAGGUGAACUCUUUAAAUCCAAGCCUGGCUUCAUCAAGGUAAAGUUUGCAAUCCAAUACAUGCAAAGAGCAAUUCAAAAGCUUUUGGGUUGCACUGAAAAAAAUCCAGAAGAAAGGAAAGGGUGCUGCCUAAUUGUUCUAUUCUCAUACUUGUAUUUUGGAUGAGAUGGAAUGAGUCUUAUAAUGACUUUAGUUAUCUACAUGUAAUAUUUUGAUGUCUUGUGUACUUUUUGAAACGAGAUUUUACGUGUUAUUACAUGUAAUCGAUAUUUACACUAUUU
Messenger RNA from Arachis ipaensis, 603 nucleotides. Lineage: Eukaryota; Viridiplantae; Streptophyta; Magnoliopsida; Fabales; Fabaceae. The record is from RefSeq and is a predicted model, not a curated record.